AUUUUCAUCAGGCAGCUGUAUUUUUCAAAGUUUUCACAAGUGUAUUUGUUAUUAAGAACAAUCAACAGCUAGUUACUAGCUUUUCAUAGUAGUUAUUUAACCUCAAAGAAUGCGCUCUUUCUAUCUACUUUUGUUUAUUCCGACGAUUCUGGGCACAACUAACAGCCCAGCCUAUGAACUGGAGAAGGUUGUUCCGCUGCUAACCGGCCAGACAAAUUCCACAGACACCCCGCUUACGAACAGCAUAAGUGCUGUACUAGAGACAUUACUUACUCGUAUUCGGUGUGUCCAAGAAGGCCUAACUCCUUUGGCAUGUGUCAAGUGUCUCACGCCUUCAAAAAUGAUCAGAAUCUUAGCAGCCAACCAGUCAUCGGCUGUUACUACAAGUAGUGAUCUUAAACGCCUUAGCGUUGUAUUCAUAAACCACGUGUUGACAUUUCGGUCCGUGUGCACAACAAUAAAAAGAACCAAUGACGAAGAGUGCAAGAACACAGGAGCUUGUGCGACUAAGGUGUUGCAUCGUCUUGUGGCAAAGGAAAGUUCACACAGGUUCGUAGGUAUUGCAGAGAGGAAAAUAACGCUUUUAGGAAUACAAGAUGUGCUCGGAGAAAUCAAAGCGGUAUACGAACCAAGACAACGGAAAACUUGCUUUAGCGCGGAAACCUUGCUGGAAGAAAUUGGUACUCCAAAUAGCAUUGAGGAAGGACUGGAUGUAAAUAGGCUGGAAGACCUUUCCGGAGUUUUAAUAAAACACAUGAUUGAAGGUGACUGUAUUGAUGUUGGUGAAUCUGUGAAUGACUUCCUUGAUGAUAUUUUCCAACGUUAUGGUGAUACUAGUCUACGGUUAAUACACGAGAAAGGAUUAGACAAACUCCUAAGUGAUUUAAAGAUCGGCAGCGAGCAUGAUCACCAUGGCAACCUGAAAAAUCAUCACAGCGAAACCUUUAAUAAUUCUAAUUACGACAAUGAUCAUGAUCACACUGAGUACAACCAUGAUAAUCUGAUAAUUGAUCAAGCACCCACCAGUACAAACAGACCAAGAACAACGCAGGAAAUUACAACUGUACUGACCAAUAUCUCCGACUCAAACCAAAUUAGUCAAUCAGCUCAAGAAAUACCUAACCACACUUUUUCAUCAACAUCUACUCACAAUAUGUCCAGUUUUAACGUAGAAGACCUAGAAAAAAUUCCAACCUUUUUUCUUGAUUCUUCAGUCAACGGAUCAGCCGAUAGCAGUAAACAGCUGGUUCAAAGGUCAAGAAGGACUGUUAACCACGACGACCACGAUCAUGAUAUCCAAGUGAAGCAGUGCUGGAGCUCUCGUGCUCUGAUGGAGAAGUUUGCCUUGAGAAACAAAGGUCAGAUCUCUCGAUCUGAAUUCUUAAAUCUCUGUCCUGCUUUAAUUCAACAAAUAGUCAGUGACAUUUGUUUAAAGAAGAAGCCUAUAUCCUCCAGAUCAUCUAAUGCUGAAA
Messenger RNA from Limulus polyphemus (Atlantic horseshoe crab), 1472 nucleotides. RefSeq lists its product as uncharacterized. The record is from RefSeq and is a predicted model, not a curated record. Gene Ontology annotation, biological process: zinc ion import across plasma membrane; intracellular zinc ion homeostasis. The transcript has 6 exons. NCBI's taxonomy places the organism in Eukaryota, Metazoa, Arthropoda, Merostomata, Xiphosura, Limulidae. The annotation marks the transcript as partial. Gene Ontology annotation, molecular function: zinc ion transmembrane transporter activity.